Gigantopelta aegis is the source of this 1147-nucleotide messenger RNA. RefSeq lists its product as uncharacterized. The transcript has 3 exons. The coding region runs from base 1 to 492 and encodes 163 amino acids. The record is from RefSeq and is a predicted model, not a curated record. Lineage: Eukaryota; Metazoa; Mollusca; Gastropoda; Neomphalida; Peltospiridae.
AUGGAGCUCAAAACUCGUGUGUUGAGGUCCAAGCGUCUACAGAAGCUAGUAAAACGUCAGGCAAGACUGGGGAAUUUAACCGUUCUAGACAAAACACUCAACACGUCCAGCAUCGAACUUUCUCUCAACGAGAAUCUUCACUUGGGUUACGAGACUAUACAGAAGUACAGCCAGCUGUUGAUCAAGGUCAGGAGGAACGCAAGAAUCGCAAGACAGACGAUGCGUCAAACGAAGAACAAACUGAGAAACCUGGCAGAUCAGCUGCGUCAGGAUAUGACGUAUCGCGGAGAACGUCCUUUGAGGAGCCAAGGAGUCCCAGGCGACGCGAGGAGUGCACGGGAUCGCCGACGAGCCAUGGACGAAGUCGAGAAGGCCAUAAACGACUACGCAAUAAUCCGGGAGAUCGCGGGGUAUUUGAACAAAAUGAGCGUUCUCUAUCCCAUGUACAACGAGUAUGUUCAGAAACUGGCGUCCGGAGAAACUGAAUGUUGACAGUUUUACAAACAUCUGCUAUUUAAUUUUUGUAAUACUGACAAAUUAAACUCCGCUUUUUUUUUUUUUUUUUUUUUACAUAAACUGCAAAACUAUAGUUCCCACGGCAUUUUUCACGGCAUAUUUGGUUUGCCGACGCCAAUUUCUAAAUUAAUUGCCAGGGUUGCCUACUUGAACGUCUUUAGUUUUUACAUUUUUAAUUACAUUAAAUGGACCUACAGCACAUACCUCAGUGGGAAUGUGGUUAUUAUAUCGAGGUAGAAUACAUGUACGAUUCCGAAAUGUCCGUUGUAGAUAGGUGGUUUUAUACAAUGUGCUUUUAAAGCAGAUUCUGCUGUACAUAUAUUUAAUAAUUGUAAUUAUAGGAAUUUUAUAUGCAGUUAUCUAAGCAUUGGUUUAUGUAUUUUACAAAUCAGUUGUGUUACUACAUAAGUAUUUACAUUUUACAUUUGCAAUUUUAAUAAUGUACAUAAACACACUAAUCAAUGAUGAAACGAGUGAAUGGAAUUCCAAUAGACGAGUGAAUAGUGACACACACACGCACGCACACAGUCACGCAUACACACACGUACGUUGUAAAUAUUUGUAUAUCUUAUAGCCAUGUUACACAAUGUUUUAAUUCAUUGUAUUUUCUCAACCAGUGAUUGUAUUUGGA